Molecule: messenger RNA, 1551 nt
Organism: Lotus japonicus
Lineage: Eukaryota; Viridiplantae; Streptophyta; Magnoliopsida; Fabales; Fabaceae
Product: protoheme IX farnesyltransferase, mitochondrial
Exons: 7
Coding region: 94-1317 (407 amino acids)
Biological process (GO): heme biosynthetic process
Cellular component (GO): membrane; mitochondrion
Molecular function (GO): protoheme IX farnesyltransferase activity
Source: RefSeq, a predicted model, not a curated record
AAAAAACAAGUCAUUGGUUGUUUUGCUUUUGGUCUCUCUCCUGUUCUUCUCUUCUCUUCUCUUCCAUCAUCGUGAUCACAAUUCACCAUCAUCAUGAUGCUGAGGAGGAAGUGUUUCACCUCCUUCUGUUCUUCAAAACUCUUCAAUCUUCCUUCCAAUUUCCGCUCCUCCUCCUCUUCUUCCUCUUCGAAUCCACAUCUCUCAGCUCUCCAUCUCUCACCUUCACCGCCCAAAGCCGCCACCGAUCUCGUCUCCCUCACCCGCCACUAUGGAACCUGCUAUUGGGAGCUCUCCAAGGCCCGUCUCAGCAUGCUUGUGGUUGCUACAUCUGGGACUGGAUUUGUAUUGGGGAGUACUAGUGCUGUUGAUUUGUCUGGACUUUCUUGGACUUGCUUGGGUACCAUGAUGGUUUCUGCAUCUGCUAGCUCUUUGAAUCAGGUUUUUGAGACCAAUAAUGAUGCCAAAAUGAAGAGAACAUGUCAAAGGCCACUGCCCUCCGGACGAAUUUCAAUACCUCAUGCAGUCGCCUGGGCAUCCUCUGUGGGUUUAGGUGGCACGGCUCUGCUAGCAACACAGACUAAUAUGUUAGCUGCUGGGCUUGCUGCUUCCAACCUGGUUCUGUAUGCAUUUGUAUAUACUCCCUUGAAGCAGAUUCAUCCUGUAAAUACAUGGGUGGGGGCUAUUGUCGGUGCUAUUCCACCACUUUUGGGUUGGGCUGCAGCUUCUGGCGAUAUUUCACUAAACGGGUGGAUUCUUCCAGCUGCUUUGUAUUUCUGGCAGCUACCACAUUUUAUGGCCCUUGCCUAUAUGUGCCGAGAUGACUAUGCUGCAGGAGGGUUUAAGAUGUACUCUCUUGCUGAUGCAUCUGGGCGGAGAACAGCAUUGGUGGCUUUGAGGAACUCUAUAUAUCUAAUACCUUUGGGGUUCUUGGCCUAUGAUUGGGGUAUGACUACUGGAUGGUUUUGUCUUGAGUCCACUGUACUUACACUUGCAAUAAGCGCUGCAGCAUUUUCAUUCUAUAGAGACCGUACUAAAGAAAAAGCUAGGAGAAUGUUCCAUGCCAGUCUUCUCUAUCUCCCUGUGUUUAUGUCUGGGCUUCUAGUUCACCGUCGUUCCGAUAACCAACAAUUCUUGGAAGAAAAUGCAAAGGGUUUUGUGAAAUUUUCGUCAUCUUUGGAAACUUCAGAGCUGGAUGAUGAAAAUGGUGACAAAAAGAUCAAGAGUAGGCGUCCAUUUCAAGCACGUUCACCUGUAGCAUAUGCCUCUAUUGCACCUUUCCCCUUUUUGCCUGCUCCUUCAUAUGACUACUCCAUAUAAUAUCUAUCAUUUGUCCAGAUUUUGUAUGAUUCUACGUUAUCUUAUCAAGUUUUGUUUGGUAGAUUUGAUAUAUUCAUUGAAAUGGUAUUUCUCAUGGAAGGGUUAAGCCAUGAGGCAUGAAGUAUGUUUUGUUCCGCAUGGAAAAUUGUACAAGCAUCGGUGAUCUUAACUAAAUAAAUCAUUGUUUGUUUCUUGAAUGAUGUAUACAAUACACAAUUAAUUUUUUCUUUCUUA